AUGGCGGCCCAAUGCGAGGAUAAAAUGGUGUUCCUUGAGACCGCAAUAAUCUUCAUCGUGGACGAUUAUGGAGCGAAACACGAGGCAAGGGCAUUACUCGAUUCAGGUUCGAUGUCCAAUUUCAUUUCGGAAUCACUGGCUCGGAAGCUAGUGACCCCUCGAACAAGGGUGGAUGUUUCUAUCUCUGGCAUCGGAAAGGCUAUACAGCAUGUGAAGGGUUCGAUCACUGCGUUUAUUCGAUCCAAUGAUCUACACUUCGCCACACCGUUGGAGUUCCUCAUCCUAGAAACACCAUCUGCGGACAUUCCCACUUCAGCAAUCGACGUGUCUUCGUGGAAUGUACCCAACGUACCACUCGCGGAUCCUACGUAUCACGUUCCAGGCAAGGUGGAUGUCGUCAUCGGUGGUGAUACGUUCUGGGAACUGCACACUGGGCCUAAACGUUCAUUGGGCGCGGGUAAGCCGUGGCUAGUGGAAACCCAAUUUGGCUGGGCUGUCGCCGGGAAUACUACGCAGUCAUCUCAUACCCCUCGUGUGUGUCACAUUGCAACGAAUGAUGGUCCCUUGGAUGCGCUGAUAGAACGUUUCUGGGAGAGCGAAACCAUCUCCGAUGAGCCCGCUCUAUCUGUAGAAGAAGAUACAAAUUAAUCUCGAAAACCCUGUAUAUGUGAGAAGCAUUUCAUGGGCAACACAACUCGAGACGAUACGGGAAGGUAUGUUGUUAGCUUACCACACAAAACUAAUGCUAGCAUCAUUUUAGGAGCCUCAAAGAAAAUUGCAGACCGUCGUCUUCUGUCGGUGGAACGGCGACUGAAAGACGAUCCUAAAAUGAGGGACGCAUGCGCGUCAUUCAUGGAAGAGUAUGAACGGUUGGGCCACAUGAUAAGACUCACGGAGCCAAUUGAUGAGUCGCAUCCACAUUAUUAUUUACCGCACCACGCUGUUGGAAAAGAGUCCAGCACGUCCACCAAGGUUCGCGUUGUGUUUGACGCGUCGUGCAAGACCAGUUCAGGAUAUUCGUUGAAUGAUUCACUGCUAGUUGGACCUGUCGUUCAACAAGACCUAUACACGUUAAUGCUUCGGUUUCGGUCACAUACUAUCGCGCUCACAGCGGACGUGGAGAAAAUGUACCGUCAAAUACGUCAUCACCCCGCGGAUAAAAAUUUCCUUCGCAUUCAGUAUAGAACGGAUCCUUCAGUGCCCAUAGCAACUUUCGAAUUACAAACCGUAACGUAUGGGACUGCAUCUGCUCCUUUCUUGGCCACACGGACUCUGAAGCAAAUUGCCCACGAUCAUAGCGAACAGUAUCCUCGCGCGGUGACACCAGUGCUUCGAGAUUUCUACGUGGAUGAUCUGUUGACGGGAACAGAUGACUUGUCAGAAGUGAUCGAAAUUCUUUGCACUGUUUUCUACUUACCUACGACUUCUUCGAACUACGGUUUACGUGCUGCGCUAUCUUCGCUGUUUGAAAGACAGCACAUCGUCGGCGUCAGCACGGCGCUUCGUCGAUUCAUCGCUCGCGGAGGCUUGAUUGCAGAAAUCUAUUCGGACAAUGCUACCAACUUUAAAAGGGCUGCACAUGAGCUGCAUCGUGUGUACCAGAUGCUAAAGUGCAGUGACGCCGAUCGUGACGAGAUUUUCAACUGGUGCGCGAACAAGGAAAUACGGUGGAAGUUCAUUCCACCACGGGCGCCACAUUUUGGUGGAUUGUGGGAGGCUGCGGUACGAUCGGCAAAGCAGCAUAACGUAGGAGGGCUGUUUGACACUGUUGGCCCAGGUUGA
This is a messenger RNA of Anopheles marshallii, 1782 nucleotides long. RefSeq lists its product as uncharacterized. The record is from RefSeq and is a predicted model, not a curated record. The transcript has 3 exons. Gene Ontology annotation, molecular function: nucleic acid binding. Lineage: Eukaryota; Metazoa; Arthropoda; Insecta; Diptera; Culicidae.